AUGUCGGAUUCAGUUGAUGCAGCACCCCCGAAAUUACUAAAUGAGUACCUCCACAAGGACUAUCGUACGACCAUCUCGAGCAUUCAACGGUUGACCUCGCACGGCGAGAUCACCUUCGAGCUCCUCCACUCCAUCCUCGUUCCACGCACUAUCCUCGUUACCACGUGCGCUGUCACCGGCGAACCGCGAGCGGUCAAGCUCGUGAACUCGACGAGGGUCAGAACAGACGCGGGACGUAGCUACUACGACCUCCUCUGCGAGAGUAUCGACAUCGACGAUGAGCCGGCAGUCGACGACCAAUGGGCGGCUCCUACCAGUGGACACUCUGCCGACGCUGAGCUCCGCAAGGCGGGUGGUGGAUGCUCGUUCGGGCGGGUCGAAAACAGGAUCAUAAUACCGCAGUUCAAGGGCACUCUGAAGAUCAACCAGCUGAACUGCUACCCCAUCAAAUAUCAUCCUAACGAGUCUGAACUGCGAAGAUCGCUCAUUGCUCGCGGUCGCAAGUGGAUCUCUUAUCGCGGUAUUCACCAUGUUUUCUACAAGGGCAUGGCUUCGGCCUGCACUUCAAGACCUUACAAAUAUAACGUAAACUCCCGUAUAAUGAUCGACCGUGCCAACUUCCGGCGUCAUAACCCGAACUAUGAACUGCCCCAGAUCAAGCGCCAGGUCGAAGGAGACGAUAGUGGUUGGGGCUCGCCGCCACCUUUAGAUCCGAAUCGCAAUGUUCGGACGCUCAGCGUGCAGACUCAUGCACCGCAGGACGAGCCCGAUGAGGAGCCCACAGAUGAGGAGCUCAUGCUGGCCUCUCCGGUUCUCCACGGAUUCAGUCUGACCGACAAGACCUGGCUCGAGUUCAACGUCCAGAAGAUCGCGGAGAUCGAGUGGAACGACGAGGCUUUCGAGAAGUUGGUGCUGCCGGCUGGUCGCAAGACUCUUAUGCGUUCACUCGUGGAAGCCCACAAAGCGGACCUAGGCUUUGAUGACUUCGUCAAGGGUAAGGGUCACGGGCUGGUUAUUAAUCUGUUCGGCCCGCCUGGCGUCGGGAAGACCCUCUCUGCCGAGGCGACUUCUGAGCACGUCAGGAGCCCGCUGUACGUUAUCGGUGGAGGCGACCUCGGCACGACUGCGGGAGAACUGGACACCGCACUGCAGAAAGUGUUCGACAUUGCCACCCAUUGGAAAGCCAUCGUUCUGAUCGACGAGGCGGAUGUCUUCCUUGAGCAACGUUCGCUGCAUGACCUCGAGCGGAAUGCCAUGGUUGCCGUAUUCCUGCGGCAUCUCGAGUACUAUCGCGGCAUCCUCUUCCUGACGACGAACCGCGUCAGGACAUUCGACGAGGCGUUCCUGUCGCGCAUCCACAUCGCGCUGCACUUCCGCGAGCUCUCGCACGAAGCUAAGAUGCAGGUCUGGAGCUCAUUCCUGCAAAAGGUCGGCACCGACAUGCCCCAGGAGCAGCUCGAGAGGCUCGCCGAACGGGAUAUCAAUGGAAGACAGAUCAAGAACGCCACCAGGACCGCGAAUUCCCUUGCGGCGGGCCGAGGAGAGAAGCUUCACUAUGGCCACCUGGCCGAGACCCUUGAUGCAAUGGACGACUUCACGAGCGAAUUCAAGUCGAUGGCUGCAUGAUGGAGAAAUGCGACGAUGACCGAAAGGCUAGGUAGUGACUGAGCUCAAUAUUUGGCUCGAUUUCUGCAACGACCUACAUGUAUUUCAACUUGUACUUUAGAUUGGUUGUACCACUAGAUGAUAUUUAGUGUUGUAUGUGACUGAUUUACCUGCUCU
This is a messenger RNA of Phanerochaete carnosa HHB-10118-sp, 1782 nucleotides long. RefSeq lists its product as uncharacterized. The record is from RefSeq and is a predicted model, not a curated record. Gene Ontology annotation, molecular function: ATP binding; ATP hydrolysis activity. NCBI's taxonomy places the organism in Eukaryota, Fungi, Basidiomycota, Agaricomycetes, Polyporales, Phanerochaetaceae. The transcript is spliced from 7 exons. The coding region runs from base 1 to 1626 and encodes 541 amino acids.